GGAGUGACACACACACACACAGAGCACACCGAGAGGACUUGCCGCUUCACCGCCAGCGGACUGGAGGAUGCGGUCAGGCCGGUCUGCGGCUGUGGAGAGCGGUUAGUGCGGCCGCGCAGCUCCGUGGCGCGCGGACGGCGCCCGGCUCCCUGCUCCGACAGCUUGUUUCUGGACUUACUGGAGUUUUUUUUUUUUUCUUUAACCAAUUUUUGAAGGACAUUCUCGGACUGGUUAUUUUAGAUUUUUGUUCCCCCUCUUCCCGCCCGCCGCAAAGCCACAGAGUUCGAUCUAAAUGUAUUUUUCUCCAGCAGGACUUUUCCGCGUCUUGGCGAUGGGACAUUCUGCAGAGACACUCCGUGUCCGCAUGUGGGACGUUUGACAUCGGGCUGGAAUAAUGAAUUAGAUAACAGAUAUCUGCUCUCCGUCUGAUCCCACCUGUUUUUUUUUUGUUUUUUUUACGUCAUGUUCACCCGAAAGAAAUGUGCACAGAAAAACUUUGGAGCACAUCACAUUGUGUAUAUUUAUUUUUAUCUUAAUGGACAAGAAACAAAAGAGUGAAAACAAGGACACAGUUUAGACGCGUGUUUGGACACAGUUUGUCCAUUUAUCCUUGUCCUUGGAGAAGUUGGAAAAACAAACAAAAAAAACAAUUGAUGCCAGACAAUGACAACUUUUUGGACAGAAAAACACAGUGCAUCCUGCAUGUCUGGCAUACUGGCCGUCAUGUGGGAUUGAUUGUAGGGGAGUAUGUUUGGGCUGGAGCAGUUUGGUUCUCAGAUUAAUAGCAGAAACCCUGGCCAGUCAGAGAGAAAUAUAAACCAACCCAGACUGAACAUGGGCUCCCAUUAUAAAAAUCCUGGUUUUCACACCGGGGGCCCUACAGGAGCUGUGGAACCUGGUAUGGGCCCCCUGACUGAGCCACAAAUCCUGGGGCUGAAUAUGAACAUGAACGGAGAACAGUACGGGGGCUUUCACCCACGGGGCCACUCGGACAUGCACACAGGCGGCGGACUUCAGCAGCAACAAGGACCCAUGCAUGGAUUUUUUAACAACCAGCAACCUCAUCAAGGACACCCUCAUGGCCAUCAACCUCACCCCCACCAACAUCACUCACAUUUCAGUGGGAAUUUUGGAGGCCCUGAGUCAGGGUCAUCCUGUUUGCAUGGUGGCAGGCUAAUGGGCUACAAUAACAAUGGCAUGGGACCACAGCAGGGCUUUGGAGAAGGGUUUGAUCCUCUCACUGAGGGGCAGGCAGGAGAUGGAUUUUCCCAGCAGCAGCAACAGCCGCAGCCACAGCAGAGACCUGGUGCCAUACCCGACUUCCAACAUCACGGGCCUCCUAGCGGCAGCCAUGCUGUCCCAGCCCCAUGUCUACCUUUGGACCAGUCACCUAAUAGGGCAGCAUCGUUCCAUGGUCUCCCAUCCUCCUCCUCCUCUUCCUCUGAGUCUCACGGCAUGGAACCUCGAAGGAUGCCCAACCAGGGUGCUGUAGAGGGAUUAGAUUAUAACUUCCCCAGUGAGCCCACAUCUGGACAUUUUGACGUACCUGUGUUUUCCCCAUCUGAGUCAGAAUCCCAGUUACCCCAUUUUGGUCCUGGAAGGCCGGUCACCAGUGGAAAUUUUCCGGGAAACCCUGGCAUGCCACGGACACAAGGUAUGCAGGGCAUCCCUAAAGGACAUCAGCCACCGCCGCAGCCCCAACAGCCUCAGCAUGGAGUGUUUUUUGAGCGGUUUGGAAAUGGCCGCAAAGUACCUGUGGGAAUGGAGCCAGGAGUCAAUGCAAGACAUCCUCUCAUGCAGCAGCAACAACAGGCUGGCAUGAUAGCUAGACAGAACUCAUGUCCCCCUGGCCUCCCCCGACCGCCACAAGCUGAGUCCGGCACCACUAACCCUAACAUUCUGGAAGGAGGGGUCAUGAUGCCUGGCCAACACAACCAGUUUGAAUAUCCCAUCCACAGACUGGAAAAUAGGGGACUGCACCCCUAUGGAGACCCCAUGUUUAAUAUGCAACAGCCAGCUCCUCCUUCCCAACAGCCUUUGAAUCAGAGGCUGCAACACUUUGACUCUCCUUAUAUGAACAUGGCUAAAAGGCCGAGAUUUGACUUUCCUAAUGCACAUGGUGGUGAAGGUUGGUGUGGUGGCAUGGACAACCACCUUUCACCUUCUGCUUACCCAGGUCUGCCUGGAGAUUUCACCCCACCUGUGAGUGAAGGUUUCCCCCCAGGUCCCCUGCAGCAUCCAGGGCCCGAGCAGCAGUCUCUGCAGCAGCGCCAGAAUGCAGCCAUGAUAAUCAAACAGAUGGCCUCUCGUAACCAGCAGCAGAGGAUGAGGCAGCCCAGUCUUCAGCAGCUGGGUCACCACGGUGAUGUACCUCCUGGCCCCAUGGCUCAUGGAGGCCCUGUUGGGAACAUGCCUCAGCCCAACUUUGACAGGGAGAAUGGUGGCAGGAUGCCCAGUAUUGAUGGACAGAAUGCUCAUGUAACUCAGGAGAACUCCUGGUUCCAAGGCUCCCACCCAGCAGGGGAGAUGAUGUCACGCCGCAUGGGUGGAGCAGGUAAUGAAUCAGGGACCCACGACAUGGGGCUACAGCAGAAUGGGGCUGGGAUGAUGUUUAGGCCAGGCAUGGGUAUGCAGGAGCCAAUGAGGAUACCAGGAGAUGGUCAUGUGCAGGCAUUGCAUUCCCCAGGCAUGCACUCCCAGUUCAGCAACAACAUGGGUAACCUCACGCAGAUGCAGUCUCCAGGAGGAGCAGCGGGACAUCCAAAUGCACCAGCAGAGAGGCGGCCAACUGAUUUCCCCGCACCACCGAUGGGAGCUCAGUCAACAUUUCCCUAUGGGGGCGCUAACCGUCAGGGUCCACCCCACAGCACCCCUCAGGGUGUAAGCACCUCACCAGGGAGCUACCCUCCUCCAGCCGAGUUCCCUUCAGGUCAGCGGUCUUCUGUCAGUAAGCUUGGUGCUCUGUCCCUCGGGAACUUCAGCAAAACCAGCACUAAAGACAGUGUUUUUGGUCAGAGUUGUCUGGCAGCCCUUUCAACAGCCUGCCAGAAUAUGAUCGCUAGCCUAGGGGCCCCAAAUCUCAAUGUAACAUUUAAUAAGAAGAACCAAAAUGAGGGCAAGCGAAAACUGAGUCAAACAGAACAGGACAUUAAUAGCAGCACAUCUAAUGGGACUGGCAGUGCUGGUCCUGAAUAUUUUCAGAGCAGUGCUUCUCAGAACAGCCAGAUGCCUGGCACCGGGAAUAGCAGCUCUAAGCCUGCAAGUCAGAGCCAGACGGUGCAGGGGGAAGCCAGUGCCCUCUCCCCAAAUUACAACAUGGACGCUACCCCGUGCAGUGAGGGGAAGGCAACAACAGGGAGUGGGAGAGGGAGAGGGAGGAGAAAAAGAGACAGUGGACAUGUGAGCCCUGGAAUUUUUUUUUCCUCUGACAAUGGUAACCCUGUUGUAAGUCCAGGCCAGCAGACCCCCUCGGCUGGCAUUGGGGAGAGGGGUGGGGGUACGCCUCAUGAAAAACACCUCCAGUCGCCCUCUUGGGGGAAAGGAGGUGACUUAAUGUUGGGGGAUCAGGCUGACCUGAUGUCAUCUCUGGACAGUGGCAUUCAAAGUGUCGCCAAGUCUGACAGUAGCUCACCACAAGUGGACUUUCCUGACGAUGUCAGCACCCACUAUGGCAACGAGGAUGAAGUGUCCUCCAGCUCAGACGCAGGAGGGGCCUCAGCCACAAAGCCUAAUCGCAGCCCUAUGCUCACUGGCUCACCCAAACUGCAGAGAGGUGACCAUGGGCUGCUAAAUGGACAGAAACCCAUAGGCAUGGGCAUUAACAAUCACACUACCUCGACAGCAGACAACUACGGACUGAGUGCUGGUGGGGGCACAGGGGUUAAUGGGGUUAGCCACCCGGGCACUCCUGGGGUGGAGCAGGUACGCACUCCGUCCAGCAGCUCUGGCCAGGAAGAGAUCCAUCCUCUGGAGAUUUUGCAGGCCCAGAUCCAGCUACAGCGGCAGCAGUUCAGCAUCUCUGAGGACCAACCCCUGGCCAUGAAGAAUGGCAAAAAGAAUGCAGACUGCCCCUCACAGAAUGGAGACAAUGAGCUUGCAAGCUGCAGCCCGGAUGCUGGAAAGGGCUCAAUGGGCACUAUUGACCUUGACACCCUCAUGGCAGAGCAACACGCCACCUGGUAUGUGCCCAACGACAAGGCCAUGAUGGACGGCUCGGAAGAGGAGAAGGCCCUGGGGCCCUGGGAGAAAAAUAAGAGCCAAAAUAACAGUAAAGAAGAGUCGGAGUUGUCUCAGAGUAAGGCGGGAGCCGGAUGCCCCGGGGCCGGAGCAGGCGGUGGCAACGGAGGGAAUCACCUGCAGUGCCUGUCCGUCCACUGCACAGACGAGCUGGGGGACAGUAAGGGACGAGGGGGCCCCGUCUCCUCCUGGCGUUCGCUCCAUUCUGACAUCUCCAACCGUUUUGGAACAUUUGUGGCGGCGCUGACUUGAACUUAAAAUCAGGCUCAGAAAGAAUUCUGAGAGGUUCUGAGAAGAA
Molecule: messenger RNA, 4534 nt
Organism: Thalassophryne amazonica
Lineage: Eukaryota; Metazoa; Chordata; Actinopteri; Batrachoidiformes; Batrachoididae
Gene: mn1b
Product: meningioma 1b
Exons: 3
Coding region: 748-4488 (1246 amino acids)
Biological process (GO): regulation of DNA-templated transcription
Source: RefSeq, a predicted model, not a curated record